AAUUCUUUUUCUUCUACUAAUACUUCAAUACGUGAAGUUUAUGGUGUAAUACCUUUUAUGGCUCCUGAAGUUUUAAGUGGUCAACAACCUACAUUAUCUUCUGAUAUAUAUAGUUUUGGUAUUAUAAUGUGGGAAUUAUCAUCAUUUAACCCACCUUUUCAUGAUAAAGCUCAUGAUAUUAAAUUAAUUAUGGAAAUAUGUAAUGGAUGUCGUCCUGAUAUUGUUAAAGAAACUCCUAAUGCUUAUGUUUCUCUAAUGAAACGUUGUUGGCAUUCUGAUCCCGCAAAAAGGCCUACUGCUGAAGAAUUGGUUUAUCUUAUUAAAGAAUUAUCUACUUAUACUUGUUUUAAAAAAAUUAAUUUAUCUGAAAAAGAAUCAUUGAAAAUUAAUUUAAUGAAUUCUUUAAAAAAUACCCAUCCUUUGGCCAUUUAUUCUAGUAAACUUUUACCUACUCUUUUUACAGAUCAUGAUCAAGAUGAUAAUGAAGAUGAUGAUGACCAAUUGUCCGAAUAUGAUGACUCUGUAGAGUCUUCACCGUUAAUUUUAUUAAAUAACAAUAAUUUAUUAUAAGUUUAUAAGCAUUGAUAUAUAGAAUAUAGCAAAACUCUUUUUAUAAUAUAGAAAAAAUAUAUAUGUGUGUGAAAUAAUUUUUCUUUUCUUUUCUUUCUAAUCAUUUUACGAUAAAUUUUGUACAUUUA
Messenger RNA from Rhizophagus irregularis DAOM 181602=DAOM 197198, 698 nucleotides. RefSeq lists its product as uncharacterized. Gene Ontology annotation, biological process: protein phosphorylation; signal transduction. The record is from RefSeq and is a predicted model, not a curated record. Gene Ontology annotation, cellular component: cytoplasm. NCBI's taxonomy places the organism in Eukaryota, Fungi, Glomeromycota, Glomeromycetes, Glomerales, Glomeraceae. Gene Ontology annotation, molecular function: protein kinase activity; ATP binding.